AUGGGGCGUCGCUCCUCGGACACGGAGGAGGAGAGCAGGAGCAGAAGGAAGAAGAAGCACCGCAGGCGAUCGUCCUCCAGCAGCUCCUCGGACAGCCGAAGCUACAGCCGGAAGAAAGCAGGGAGGAAGUCCAGGUCCAGCUCCCGCUCUCGAGAGCUCCAGCCUCGCUCACACUCCUAUGAGAAAAGGGACCCUGGCAACAUCAAAGCUGGAUUAGAACAUCUGACUCCUGCUGAACAGGCCAAGGCUCGACUGCAGCUGGUUCUCGAGGCAGCUGCUAAAGCUGAUGAAGCAUUGAAGGCUAAAGAGAGAAGUGAAGAGGAAGCCAAGAAGAGGAAGGAAGAAGACCAAGCCACCCUGGUGGAGCAAGUGAAGCGAGUCAAAGAAAUUGAAGCUAUUGAAAGCGACUCCUUUGUUCCACAGGCCUUCAGAUCUAGUAAAGAAGUCAGGAAGUCAUCAGAACCUGCUGAGCUCCAGUAUGAGCCUGCACCCAGCGGGGUGGAGGGCACUGCUGAGCCAUCUGCUCCUGACAAAGAGCCACCAGCAGCCAACAUCCCUACUGCCAUCAAGUAUCAGGAUGAUAACUCCUUGGCACACCCCAAUCUGUUCAUGGAGAAGGCAGAAGCAGAGGAGAAGUGGUUCCAGAGGCUGAUGGCUCUGCGGCAGGAGAGGCUGAUGGGCAGCCCAGUGGCCUGA
Molecule: messenger RNA, 696 nt
Organism: Indicator indicator
Lineage: Eukaryota; Metazoa; Chordata; Aves; Piciformes; Indicatoridae
Gene: RSRC1
Product: arginine and serine rich coiled-coil 1
Exons: 7
Coding region: 1-696 (231 amino acids)
Biological process (GO): alternative mRNA splicing, via spliceosome
Cellular component (GO): cytoplasm; nucleus
Source: RefSeq, a predicted model, not a curated record